UAGUGUGUGGUGUUAUAACUUGUGAAACUUUAAAUAAAACGACCUGUUCACACUUGUGAGAGGAAACUAAAGUUCACGUAGCCCUUCUGAUUAUUGCUGGAUAAGUGACAAAUGAGACGGAAAUGUAACCUGUUCCCACAUAGCUUGAGUCCUGAGUCCAGACUGAUUCCAGCGUCCUGUCUCCUUGGCUGAGGAUCGAUCCCUGACGGAGUCUGCAGUCUCCCAGAGAGAACAGCGGGAUGAAGAGCGCCGCCGUGCUCCUGCUGAUGUUCUGUCUUCAUCACGUCCACUUCUCUGACGCUCAGGAGUGCCGCUCCACCCACGACCUCCUGACCUCCCUGCGUCAGGUGGAGAAGAUGCUCUCGGUCCACGAGGCUUCGUACCAGCAGGGCCUCCGCUCGCUCAGGAAGAAGAUGAGCGCUCUGCACAACAGCACCAUGGCCAUCUUUAAAACCGGAGCAACCUGCUCCAAACCAGAACUCCCCGCUAACGGGCGGAGACUGGGUCGGGUGUUUGGCAUCGGACACGAGGUCCACUUCCUGUGCAAACCAAGCUACGAGCUGAUUGGCCCGCGAACACGAGUGUGUCUGGACUCUCUGAGGUGGAGCGGACAGCAGCCCAUGUGCAGACGUUUAAACGUCAGUGGAAACUCUCUGGCCUCUUUCUCUCCUGCUUCUCCUUCCUCCUUCCCUGUCUCUGCCGCUCUGUCUUCUUCCUCUUCCUCUCCCACCUCCUCUUCCUCCUCCUCUUCCUCCUCCUCCUCCUCCUCCUCCUCCUCCUCUUCGUCCUUACUAUCUUUACCUCCUCCCUCCUCCUCCUCCUCCUCACCCACGUCCUCCCCCCCGUCCUCUGUCCGUCCCUCUCACUGCACUCACUUCCUGGGCUCCACCCGCUGCACCUGUGACGUUGGAUUCACCAUUUCAGGCCGAGACAACAACAUCUGCACAGAUAUCGACGAGUGCCUCCUGUUCCCCCUGGCUCAGCCCGGCCGGCUGUGUGUGCAUCAGUGUGUGAACACGCCCGGCAGCUUCCACUGCUUCUGCCCCGCCGGGUACGACCUGUCCAGAGACACUCGCAGCUGCACAGACGUGGAUGAGUGUGAGAACCGGAUGCACAACUGCUCAGCAGACCAGGUGUGUGUGAACACUUUCGGAGGUUUCCAGUGUGUGAAGGUGGAGUGUCCUCAAAUGAAGAACGCCACGUACAUCAAGACGUCAUCGAUGCGCUGUGAGAGGAACCCCUGCAUGUCCGGAGACAAGUCGUGCUCUCAGGCUCCGAACUCCAUCUCCUUCCACUUCCUGUCUGUGGUUUCCAACAUGGCCGCCCCCCGUGUCCUCUUCCGUGUGUCGGCGGCUCGAGUCCUUGGCGACACGCUUCGUUUCGGGUUGGCUGGCGGUCGAGGGCGAGGUCAUUUCAGCGUCCAGCGCUCAGGAAGACAGACGGGGACCCUUUUGUUGGUGACACCCAUCGAGGGUCCAUCCACUCUGGAGGCCGAAGUGGAGAUGAGCGAACUGGAGAGGAACCAGCUGCUGGGGCGAUACCUCACCAAGGUCACGCUGUUCGUCUCUCCGUACACAUUUUAGAGGGAGGAAACAUUCAUUUUGGGGGCGUUCAAUGUUUGUCAGUAUUUACCAGAGUUUGGAGUUUUUAAUAAACAAAAUAUUUAUUUAAAAAGAUCAAAAACAUUGAUCUUAUACUACGAAUAGUAAUUCGUAGCGGGAGACACCAUUAAUUUUGUA
This is a messenger RNA of Trematomus bernacchii (emerald rockcod), 1739 nucleotides long. RefSeq names its product fibulin-7-like. Bases 240 to 1583 code for a protein of 447 amino acids. Lineage: Eukaryota; Metazoa; Chordata; Actinopteri; Perciformes; Nototheniidae. The transcript is spliced from 8 exons. The record is from RefSeq and is a predicted model, not a curated record. Gene Ontology annotation, molecular function: calcium ion binding.